This is a messenger RNA of Bipolaris victoriae FI3, 738 nucleotides long. RefSeq lists its product as hypothetical. The record is from RefSeq and is a predicted model, not a curated record. The coding region runs from base 1 to 738 and encodes 245 amino acids. Lineage: Eukaryota; Fungi; Ascomycota; Dothideomycetes; Pleosporales; Pleosporaceae. The transcript is spliced from 2 exons.
AUGAAUUCGGAUAACGUGCAAGCUGGAACAGUAACGCUGGAAAAGCUCGAGAAGACAGGGUGGGUAGAAUGGGAAGAUUUCCCUGAAGAAGUAUCAAAUGAUUGGCGAAAGUCGAUAGGAAAAGCUGACGGUUUGAUGAAUACGGCCAACGAGUUUGCUCGAGAGUGGGAUCAUGAUGAAAUGUGGACGGACGAUCAGGGCAGGGAAAGACGACCCAGCCAAGCCUCCAUGGGCAACAUUGUGAACGGCAAAGAUGGCUACAUAAUUGCCGGUGGAAACUUUGCGCCUUGGGAGACAAAGCCUACAGACAUGGAAACCUGGGAGCUCCCCGAUACGAAAUGGACCGACAUCAUGGCAGUACAGUGGACAAAGUACGCGGCCAGCAGCGAAAUCAAGCGCAUAUACCGAUCUAAGAUUAUAUAUGACGAGUCAAAAGCCCUUAUGGAAUCGGCUAUGGAGAAGAUCGGAAAAAGCGGUAACCUGGAUGACCUGCCAGUAUGGCCUGGCUUCGAUUUCACGCCUGGAAAAAACCCUACCAAGACACCGAUGAAGCCUGAGACCGAGGCUUUCAUGGGCUUGCUUGGGAGUUCUCAUGCUGCUGGUCCUGCCUACUUGUUUAUCCAAUACCGGGCCAUUUUUGGUAAGAAGAGGAUUAACAAGAUCAAGAUCUGGAAAUCUGAGAACUCGGAGGAAUCUCUGAUACCAAAUAUGCUACUUUAUGUGGAGGACGUUCCGUAG